Cladophialophora immunda is the source of this 579-nucleotide messenger RNA. RefSeq lists its product as uncharacterized. NCBI's taxonomy places the organism in Eukaryota, Fungi, Ascomycota, Eurotiomycetes, Chaetothyriales, Herpotrichiellaceae. The coding region runs from base 1 to 579 and encodes 192 amino acids. The transcript is spliced from 2 exons. The record is from RefSeq and is a predicted model, not a curated record.
AUGGAGACGAAAUACGGUCUCGCAGUAUUAGGGGCACUAUUUGCCUCUCUUCAUGUCACCUUAGCUUUGGGAUCUGUUGCCGUUAUCAGCGAAUGCGAUUUCCCCAUCUACUUCGCGGCUGUCGGAGGGAGCUCUAACCCACAGAUGGAAGAGCUCCAGGGGUAUUAUACCCAGCCCUACAGUGAAGAGGGGGUUGGCAUCUCUGUCAAGCUCUCUCCGGAUAACACUACGUCUGGACCAAUCUCACAGUUCGAGUAUACUUGGGCCAACGGCAAGAUCUCGUAUGACCUAUCCAACAUCAACGGCUACCCCUUCUCCAGUGGCGGGAUGCAGAUCGUUCCUUCAAUGCAAAACGAUCCGGCCAAUCCUACCUGUGUUAUCGUGGAUUGUCCGGAAGGUCAGUCCGUUUGCACCGCCGCCUAUAAUGCACCUGAUGACAUUCGCACGAUGGUCUGUGACCAGGAGUCCAACCUCGUGGCGUCAUCAGCAGUUGCACAAUCUCCACCUGGUGCGACGUUCACGAUCGCCGGUCAGAUAGAUGGCCUGGCUAAGGGCAUGAAGCGGUACGAAAGAUUCUAA